CGGGUGAAAACCGGAACCGGAACUUACUGCUGAGUAAGGCGGCACAGAUCCGGAAGUGACUUUAUCGUCGAGGAAACGUGAAGCGCCUGUGUGUAGCUGCUCUCAUUUCACUAAAGACAGUUGAAACGCCGAAACCUGCUAAAACAUGAGUUUGUUAAACAAGCCCAAAUCUGAGAUGACCCCAGAGGAGCUCCAGAAGCGAGAGGAGGAAGAGUUUAACACGGGUCCGCUCUCAGUGCUCACCCAGUCUGUGAAGAACAACACACAGGUUCUCAUCAACUGCCGCAACAACAAGAAGCUGCUGGGCAGAGUCAAAGCAUUCGACAGGCAUUGUAACAUGGUUCUAGAGAAUGUCAAAGAAAUGUGGACAGAGGUGCCCAAGAGUGGCAAGGGCAAGAAAAAGUCAAAGCCAGUGAACAAGGAUCGAUACAUCUCAAAGAUGUUCCUGAGAGGCGAUUCAGUCAUCGUGGUGCUGAGAAACCCACUCAUCACUGGGAAAUAAAUCUUACAUGUAUCUGUUCAAGUACAGGACUCCUGGACACUCACACACCAGCUCCCCUGUGAGCUCAACUCUCAUUGACCAUCUUAAAGUGUUUGAGCAAAUUAAGUGUUUUGCAUUUGAGGAACAGUAUAUCUUUUUGAUUCGAAAUGUUUAGCAUCAUUAUGAGAGAUUGUCUAGUCAAAGGAAAGACACAAAGUCAUUUGUCAUUUGAACCUUUUUUUGUUUAAGUUGUAUAAAAAUGUGCUUUUUUUUCUAAAUAAACUUUUGGAUAUUCAAA
Molecule: messenger RNA, 779 nt
Organism: Carassius carassius (crucian carp)
Lineage: Eukaryota; Metazoa; Chordata; Actinopteri; Cypriniformes; Cyprinidae
Gene: snrpd2
Product: small nuclear ribonucleoprotein D2 polypeptide
Exons: 3
Coding region: 146-502 (118 amino acids)
Biological process (GO): spliceosomal snRNP assembly; RNA splicing
Cellular component (GO): catalytic step 2 spliceosome; U5 snRNP; U1 snRNP
Molecular function (GO): RNA binding
Source: RefSeq, a predicted model, not a curated record